AUGGACCAAACUGGAAGCCCCCGAACUGACAUCUAUGUGUUCCACAGCUUUGGCUGCAACAGACACAAAGAUGAAGACAGUUCAGUGAUUGCGCAGCCCAUGUUUGUCUUCAAGAAAGAACGACCUUGCAAGAGGCCUGCAGAAGAUCCAGUGCACAAGACUGAAAACGUUCCCAGUGGAUCCAGAAAACGUGCAAGAGCUUCAUAUUUUUCUUUUCAGUCCUCUGAGUCAGAGUCAUAUAGAGAAACUCUAUGUUCCAAGAAACAAGCAAGAACAUCAUCCUUUAUCAUCAUCCCAACAUUUCCACCUUCUCAGCCAGUAAAGAAGAACAAUGUGUUCAUGACUUCGGGGCUAUUAGAAGAAUGUAUUGAUGUGAAAGCAACAGAACAAGAUUUUCCAACAAGCAACAGACAAAGAGAGGUUUUAAGGCCUGCCAGACUGCAGCCGCCACAAGUGACUACAUACAGAAUAGAAAAAAAGAAAACUGCUGAAAAUCUUUUAGAGGAGAAUCAUGAAACAGACAAUCAGAUGUCUAAAGAUACCUAUGCAUGGAUUGGAAUUUCCAAAAAGCCUCCUCACCCACUACAGAUUUCAAGUUCUAGCACAACACACAAUCGGUUACCCAAAGACAGAACUUUCUCAGACAGUGAGCAUUCUAGCUUUGUAUUUGGAGAAAAUAUAAUAGAAAGAGUUUUGAAGCCUGAGAAAUCCCCAGAAUUGCAGUCCAAGGAUGGGCAGCAUAUCAGUGAAAAGGAGCCCCUCUGUCCCCCAGAUUUUCAUGCCAUACCCCUGUGGGCAACACCUCAUUUUUCUAAGGGUUCAACGCUAGCAGAAUCAGCUGCUGCUUACCUAUCUAGCAAAACUGCACAAGGAUAUUUAUUGGAAAAAAUAGAAAUUACAACAGGAGAAGAAGAGGAACACAACGUAUUGCAGAUCAACUGCAGGCUUUUUUUAUUUAAUAAAGCCCUGUUAUGCUGGACUGAAAGAGGCAGUGGCUGUUUGAGACUAAACGAUACCUCCAGCAAUCAACAUGGACUGCUUCAGUCAAGACUGGUUAUGCGAAAUCAAGGAAGCAUGAGGCUUAUUCUUAACACCAAACUGUGGACUCAGAUGGUGAUAGAAAGAGCAAACCGGAAGAGUGUGUGUGUCACAGCAACAGACCUGGAGGAUGGUUCCAUCAAAGUUUUCCUAAUACAAGCCAGCACAAAGGACAUUGAAUCCCUCUAUGCAGCCAUCCAUCACCGUCUUGUUGCUCUGAGAAACUUUACAAAGCAGGAAUUUGGUGUAAAUCAGUUGGAAUACAAGCUGGAUGUUCAGCCAAUAUCCUGUGACAGCGAUGAUGAAGAGAAUGAAAAAAGAGCUCCAGGGAGCAACAAUAGAUCAG
This is a messenger RNA of Protobothrops mucrosquamatus (brown spotted pit viper), 1384 nucleotides long. It is a transcript of the gene RANBP3L, whose product is annotated as RAN binding protein 3 like. The annotation marks the transcript as partial. Gene Ontology annotation, cellular component: cytoplasm; nuclear pore. The transcript is spliced from 14 exons. Gene Ontology annotation, biological process: protein export from nucleus. NCBI's taxonomy places the organism in Eukaryota, Metazoa, Chordata, Lepidosauria, Squamata, Viperidae. Gene Ontology annotation, molecular function: GTPase activator activity. The record is from RefSeq and is a predicted model, not a curated record.